Molecule: messenger RNA, 585 nt
Organism: Acanthosepion pharaonis
Lineage: Eukaryota; Metazoa; Mollusca; Cephalopoda; Sepiida; Sepiidae
Source: the annotation of a GenBank genome assembly
AUGGACUCGACCGAGGACUACAAGAAGAAGACGCGCGAGUCGUUUGGUGUUUUUUCUUGGGCGACAAAAGCCGUUGCGGUCGGUCAUCCGUCGACAGCAGUCUUGGGUGCCGUUUUGCUCGUUUGCUGUCGUAAAGUGUUUGUUCGAAAGAGAAGGUGUUCUUUUCAGGUUCACAAGAAGGCGUUUGUUUCAGAAGAGAGUGUCUGGGUGAAAAAUCCGCACGGAAGGUGUACGACACAGUUCAACAAGGGUACAGUGACACAAAUUAAUAGUCCACACUCCGUCUCUGUUGAUGGAAUACAGCGCCACAUAAAAGAUGUGCGUCCAACGUGCGGGAAGGAUUAUUCCGUCAGCAACCACGUUAGUUCUUCUUCUGAUGAUGAUGAUGAUGAAACCCCGAUGAUUAAAAAAAAGAAAGGAAGAAAUAUUCUUAAUCAAGUCUUUUCUUUUUCUUUCUUCUUUGUUCAUUUGUCAGUUUCCUUCUUUCCUUUCUUCCUUCAUUUCCUCCCCUCCUUCCUUCCUUCCUUCCCAAAACCAAAUGCAAUGCCUCUGAUAUAUCUUUUCUUCCCUUCUGUGGGCAGGUGA